Monoraphidium neglectum is the source of this 1797-nucleotide messenger RNA. RefSeq lists its product as hypothetical. NCBI's taxonomy places the organism in Eukaryota, Viridiplantae, Chlorophyta, Chlorophyceae, Sphaeropleales, Selenastraceae. The coding region runs from base 1 to 1797 and encodes 598 amino acids. The record is from RefSeq and is a predicted model, not a curated record. The transcript is spliced from 7 exons.
AUGUAUUCACACAUAUGCGAAUGGCUGCGGGGCGCGACGAUCAGCCGCGCCAAAGCAGCUCUGGCGAAGGCAAAGGGCGACGGGCAGGCCGGCGGCGGCGGCGGCGGCGAGCUGGGGGCGCAGAAGAGCCUGGGGUGUAUCAGUGACAAGCCGUUCUCUGUUUUUGGCAGCCACGAGAUAAAGCCCAAGCCCCAGGUGGUGGUGUCCGAGCCGAACGAUGUGGAGAGGGAGCGGCGGCGCCAGCUGUACAUGCAAAAGGAGGAGCUGCGGCGCAAGCGCCUGGAGCAGGAAUCGGCGCGGAAGCAGCGGGAAGAGGAGGCGCGGAGGGCGGAGGCCGAGGCGCGCGCGGCGGAGCACAGGCGGAAGGUCGAGGAGCGCAAGUCAAAAUAUGAGACGUUCAAGCAGCGCGAGUCUGAGAUGAUGGCAAAGAGCGAGGAGGCCUGGAAAGAGUACCAAAAGGCCAGGGGCCGCGCCCCGCUGUUCAAGCUGAUGGCCGACGACUACGAGCGCCGCGUCGCCGAGGAGCAAGCCGCCAAGCAGCAGUUUUACGCGGAAGCCGUCGGGACCUACAAGAUGGCGCGCGUCAGCCAGCUCGUCAGCGGCGAGGUGUACGUGCGGCCGCCGCCGGGGGGCGCGGCGUCGCCGCCGCGGGGGCGCUCGCCGACAGAUCGCCAAGCGGCCUCGCUGUCCGCGGGCGGCGGCUCGGACCAGGGCGGCCGCCGCUCCCCGUCGCCCGCCCGCGGCGCCCGCGGCGGCGGCGCGCCGCACACUACGACCAGCGUCGGGCCCAGGGCGGCCGGCGGCGGCGGCGGCGCUAAGUGGCCAGGCGGCGCCGCGCCCCAGCUUGUGGAGAGAGCGUCGUCGCCGCUAAUAAUGCCUACUGAUGGUUCGACGCCGCCGGGGUUCAGGGUCGUGCCCACGCGGCUGGCUGGGGGGACGGGCGAGGGGCCGGCGGCGCAAGGGGAGGGCGAGGGGCGCGGCGGUGAGCGGCGGCAGCAGGACGGCGCCCACGCAUCCGCGUCGGCAUCGCAUGAGAAGAAGCCGCAGGCUGAGAGGUUUGAGGCGGAAGAUCGGGAGGAGGAGGAGGAGAAAGAGGGAGGGCGGGGUGCGCCCAAGCACGCGGGCGACGAGCAGCGGGAGGGGCAUGCUCAGGAGGGCAGCGGCAGCGGCGGCGGCGGCGGCGGCAGCGGCGCCGCGAGCAAGGCGGCGCCCGAGGCGCCGUCCGCCGCGGCCUCGCCCAAGGCCAGGGGAGACCCAAGCGCGCAUGCGCCCAAGCGCGCCAGCGCCUCCGGCGCUCGCAGCGGCGGCGGCGCGCCCGCCCUGCCCGGCGGUGGCGGCGGCGCGGCGGCGGCAGGCCAGCAGGGGCGGGGGCUCGCCGCGCAGCGCAGCAGCAAGGGCGCGUCCCGGCGUUCGGCUGACGAGCCGUCUCAGCCGGAGGACGAGGUUGAGCGCGAGCAGCAGCGGCAGCACGGCGGGGAAAAGCAGCAGCAGCAGCAGCGACGGCCGCGCAGCGGCGGCAGCGAGGGCGCCGCGGGCGUUGAGGAGGCGAUCGCCUCGGAUCCCGCGGCCGGCGCCGCCCCGGCGGCAGCCGGACGGACUGACGGCGGGCACGGCGGCAGCGGGGGCGCGGCGCGGGCGGCGGCGGGAAAGCGUGCUGACGAGGCGGCGCCCGCGGAGGUGGUUGGGGAGGAGGCAGAGUACGAGGAGGUGGAAGUUGAGGAGGAGGUCGAAGUGGAGGAGGAGGUGGAAGUGGAAGAGGCAGAGGAGGCCGCGACAGAGGUGAGUCAUUGGGGGUGA